AGUGAUAAUGGAACCGAACCCAAGAAGAAUUUAUGAACCACAGAGAAAUUGGGUACCUUUCUCUUUUCUUUUCUUUCUACCAACAUAUUAUGAAUAUUCAUUUCUUGCUCUGUUAUAUUUCCUUUUUUAUGAUCCAUCAUGAUCAUGUUUAGCACCAAGUAGUAAAAUCAAUAGAAACUUUUUUUUUCUCACUGCUGCUAUGAGUAGUAAGAAAGGUUUGAUGAUUCCCAAUAAUUUGGAAGAAGCUUCAGUGAAGUUGUUAAACCAAUUUGUGAAAGUGAAGGAAAAUUCACGGAUUUCUUACUUUCUUAUUCUCGUUUUCAUUGCUUGGUUUAUUCACAAAUGGAUCUUCUCUUUCUCCAAUUGCCUUCCAGUUAUCCUUCUUCUCUUUGCAUCUACACAAUAUGGGAAUUACCAGAGGAAAAUACUUGAAGAGGACUUGAACAAGAAAUGGAAUCGUAUCAUAGUCAAUACUUCGCCUGUCACACCAUUGGAACAAUGUGAGUGGUUGAAUCUAUUGUUGUCACAAAUCUGGUCCAAUUAUUUUAAUCCUAAGCUUUCAACAAGGUUAUCAGCCAUAGUAGAGAAACGUUUAAAGCUGCGCAAACCAAGAUUUAUAGAAAGGGUUGAAGUGCAGGAAUUUUCACUUGGAUCACGCCCUCCCAGUUUGGGCCUUCAAGGGAUUAGAUGGUCAACGUCUGGUGAUCAGCGACUCCUGAAAAUGGGUUUUGAUUGGGACACGAGUGAGAUGAGCAUUUUGAUGGUUGCUAAGCUUUCCGUUGGUACUGCCAGAAUUGUGAUUAACAGUCUUCAUAUUAAGGGAGAUCUUCUUGUGACACCAAUACUAGAUGGAAAAGCACUUUUGUAUUCAUUUGUAUCUACACCUGAGGUUAGAAUAGGAAUUGCCUUUGGAAGCGGAGGAAGUCAAUCAGCCACUGAGUUGCCCGGUGUUUCUCCUUGGCUGGUUAAACUUUUUACUGACACUUUGGUAAAGACUAUGGUGGAACCUCGGCGCCGGUGUUUCAGUUUGCCUGCAGUUGAUUUAAGGAAAUAUGCUGUUGGAGGCACCAUAUAUGUUUCAGUGAUUUCCGCAAACAAACUUUCUAGGAGUUGCUUCAAGGGGAGGCAACAAAAUGGCACAAGUGAUGGCUGUUUAGAAGACAACUUGAGCGACAAGGACUUGCAGACAUUUAUAGAGCUAGAAGCGGAGGAGCUGACAAGGAGAACGGGUGUGCGUCUUGGUUCAACUCCAAGAUGGGAUACAACAUUUAAUAUGGUUUUACAUGAUAAUACAGGAAUAGUUCGCUUCAAUCUUUAUCAGUGCCCCUCUGACAGUGUGAAGUACGACUACCUAGCAUCUUGUGAAAUUAAGAUGAGGCAUGUGGAGGAUGAUUCAACAAUAAUGUGGGCAGUAGGGACUGAUUCUGGUGUAAUAGCAAAACAUGCAAAGUUUUGUGGAGAGGAAGUUGAAAUGCUUGUCCCAUUUGAGGGGGCCAACUCAGCAGAGUUAAAGGUGAGAAUUGUAGUGAAAGAAUGGCAAUUCUCUGAUGGUUCUCAUAGCUUGACCAACCUCCAUGCCAGUCCUCAGAAAUCACUUAAGGGAUCAUCAAAUCUUCUUUCAAAAACUGGAAGGAAACUUAAGAUAACUGUUGUGGAAGCAAAGGAUCUUGAUGCAAAAGACAGAUUUGGAAAAUUUGACCCUUACAUUAAGUUGCAGUAUGGAAAGGUUGUCAUGAAAACAAAGAUUGCUCCUCCUCCUGCUACUUUAACUGCUGUCUGGAAUGAUACUUUUGAGGUAGAUGAGAAUAGUGGUGAUGAAUACCUAAUUGUGAAAUGCUUUAGUGAAGAAAUUUUUGGAGAUGAAAACAUUGGUAGUGCACAUGUAAAUUUGGAAGGACUGGUACAAGGGUCAAUCAGGGAUGUAUGGAUCCCACUUGAAGGAGUGAGUUCUGGUGAAUUAAGACUUAAAAUAGAAGCAAUUUGGGUGGAGAACCAAGAGGGAUCAAAGGGUCCACCAUCGGGCGUGACGAAUGGUUGGAUUGAACUUGUUCUUAUUGAAGCGAGGGAUCUUAUUGCUGCUGAUCUUAGAGGGACAAGUGAUCCUUUUGUGAGGGUAAACUAUGGAAACUUAAAGAAAAGAACAAAGGUUGUACACAAAACUAUCAACCCUCGUUGGGACCAGACCUUAGAGUUCUUAGAUGAUGGAAGUCCCCUGACAUUGCAUGUAAAGGACCAUAAUGCUUUACUACCCACAUCAAGUAUAGGUGAAUGUGUUGUAGAAUAUCAAAGCCUUCCUCCGAACCAGACGUCAGACAAGUGGAUACCUCUCCAAGGGGUGAAAAGUGGCGAGAUCCACAUCCAAAUCGCAAGAAAAGUUCCAGAGAUUCAAACAAGACAAUCUCCAGACUUUGAGCCUUCUUUGACUAAAUUACACCAGAGUCCUAGCCAGAUAAAGGAGAUGACAAAAAAGGUUCGGUAUUUAAUAGAGGAUGGAAAUCUGGAAGAACUGUCUACAACUUUGAGUGAGUUAGAAACUCUAGAGGAUACACAAGAAGGGUAUAUAGCCCAGUUAGAGACUGAGCAAAUGCUUCUUAUCAGCAAAAUAAAUGAACUGGGCCAAGAGAUCAUAAACUCUUCUCCAUCUCUCAACGGAAGUGGAAAUUGAUCCUUAUUAGCAUCAUACCACCAUUUAACAUUGCUAUUAGCUGCUUCUUAAAAAAAAAUUGUUAUUAGCUGAAAUUAUUUCUCCAUGUCACGUGGUGUUUGUAAGAAUGAUCACAGACAAAUUUUGUACAUGAUUAUCCAAGUCUUCUCGUA
Molecule: messenger RNA, 2817 nt
Organism: Medicago truncatula (barrel medic)
Lineage: Eukaryota; Viridiplantae; Streptophyta; Magnoliopsida; Fabales; Fabaceae
Product: synaptotagmin-5
Exons: 14
Coding region: 200-2665 (821 amino acids)
Molecular function (GO): lipid binding
Source: RefSeq, a predicted model, not a curated record